Phaedon cochleariae (mustard beetle) is the source of this 787-nucleotide messenger RNA. The record is from the annotation of a GenBank genome assembly. NCBI's taxonomy places the organism in Eukaryota, Metazoa, Arthropoda, Insecta, Coleoptera, Chrysomelidae.
CAUUAUGCAGAAUCCAAAUGAAGACACACAGUGGAAUGACAUCUUGAGAGCAAAAGGGAUCAUUCCUCAAAAAGAAAAGGAAAUAACUGAGGAACAAAUAGUAUCUAUGUUAGAGGACACCAUUGAGCAGAAAACUCAAAGUGGAAAAAUAUUGGAACAAUUGAAUCUCGAUGAAUUGGAUGAAUUAGAGGAUUCCGAAGAUGAGGGUGUAUUACUGGAAUAUAGAAAUAAGAGAAUUGCUGAACUGAAAGCACUCGCUGAACGAAGAAAAUUUGGGCUAGUAGGAGAAAUAUCCGCCCAAGAUUAUGUCAAUGAGGUUAACAAAGCUGGUGAAGGAAUCUGGGUCGUUUUGCAUUUAUACAAGCAAGGAAUACCACUAUGUUCCUUAAUCAACGAACACAUGAAGUGCCUAGCUGCAAAAUACCCCACCGUGAAAUUCAUAAAAUCAAUAUCCACAACGUGCAUACCCAAUUAUCCUGAUAAGAAUUUACCAACAAUAUUCAUUUAUUUUGAAGGAGAACUGAAAAAGCAGCUCACUGGACCUUUAGAAUUCAGGGGGCCUAACUUGUCCCAAGCAGAGUUCGAAUAUCUUAUUGGAAAUACUGGAGCCAUAGAAACGAAUAUAAAAGAAGACCCCAGGCCAAAAAUCAAAGAUAAAUUGUUCAGUGACUUAGCCGAUACUAAUGAUUGGUAGUUUCCAUGUGGAACACAAUUUUGCUGGUGUGUAUUGUAUUUUAUUUAACAAGCUCCAAAGCUUCCAAUGAAGCUAUCCUGACUUAGCAUUAUG